AUGUCAGUCAACACAACAGACCAAUUAGUUUUAUUUAAACGUCUUUUUAUUAUAUUUGGGUCAAUAUGUUUUCUUUGGUUGAUUAUUGGAUUUAUAUUUUUAUCUAUUCAAACAUAUCGACAUAUUAAAAAAAAGAUACAUUUAAAAUAUUUUUAUUAUAAUUAUUUAUUAAAAUUACCAUCAUCAUUAUUGAUACCUAUUGAAAAAGUAUUAAAAGAAGAUAAUAUAUCUGAUAAUGAUGAAAAUGAUGAUGAACCAACAGGUAUUUAUGCAUCAGUUUCAUUGAUAUCGAAACGAUCGGAAAUUUUUCAUGAACAAACAAAUUUUAUUUCGACAUGUCAACGAACAUCUGAAGAACAAUAUGAAUUAACAUUUUCGAAUUCAACCAAAAUUUCUAAUCUACCUUAUAAUCAAUCAACAUUAACCUCAUCGAGUAAUCUUAGUACAUCAUUUUUUUAUUAUCCUACAUGUCAAAAUUUUUCUUAUUGUCAAUCAACAUUAUCUUCAUCACAAACAAACUUUCAUCAAAACACUCGACGAUCUUCAUUAAUCAUUCCAUUAAAUAAUUCUUCAUCGUCAAUUGAUGAAUUUAAUUUAAAACGUCAAUUAUCUCAAACUUCAACAAAUACAAACUUAAGUCAAAUGACAAAUACAACAUAUUUAUCAUCACAAUCAUCAAUAAAAACAAUACAAUUACCAACAGUUAUGGUUACAGAUGUUGAUCGUUUACAUACAGAUAUAAUUGAACUUGAAAAUUUCGAACCGGAAAAUGAUUUAUAUAAUAUAAACUCUCAAUUAAAAUAUUUACUUAAUGAUCGAAUACCACAAGAAAUCAAAUGA
This is a messenger RNA of Rotaria sp. Silwood2, 840 nucleotides long. Lineage: Eukaryota; Metazoa; Rotifera; Eurotatoria; Philodinida; Philodinidae. The record is from the annotation of a GenBank genome assembly.